AUGAAGACGAAAUGUCCGUUGUGGGAGGGAGCGCCUCAUCAUGCGUGGGUACCCAAUCCAGAUAAAAUCGUUCCGCCCCCGAUGCAGGAGAGUGGAGAAUAUUCGGUUCUUGACCUUGCACAGAAUCCAAUGGUCUCAAUAGCCUCAACUGAAACGGUACAGAUCAAGCAGAUCUUGUGGGUAGACUCAAAGGGGCAAGAAGUCAAGGCUUUCACGAAUGUUCCGUACCCGAUGAUGAUGAUAAUGAUGCAGGAGGGGAGGGCGAGGCGUGGGGGUAAGGAUCAUGGUAGUGAUGAUGGCAAUGGGGAGUAG
Molecule: messenger RNA, 312 nt
Organism: Penicillium oxalicum
Lineage: Eukaryota; Fungi; Ascomycota; Eurotiomycetes; Eurotiales; Aspergillaceae
Exons: 1
Coding region: 1-312 (103 amino acids)
Source: RefSeq, a predicted model, not a curated record